AUGGCAUCAAUUAGUGAUUCAUUAGAUGAGUCCAAAGUGUAUGGCAUUAACUUCGCGAACAAGACAUCAGUUUUCUAUAAUGUCUUUAAGGCUAAUGACGGCGAAGUGAGCGCAGAGUUAAAUAGAUAUCGAUUCGCGUUUGAUGUCCAGUGGUUCCCAAUCGAGACACAGCUAUUGAUGAGUUUGUUUCGCACAUUAAUCGAGUCGACAAAAUCGGUUUUGCCAUUAGGUCUCAGUGACCUGUUGUCGGCCCCGUCAGAUGAUUUGCCAAAAUUUCUCGAAGUUUUCAAAUCGCAAGACUUAAGGCCUGGAGAGUCGCUGUCAUUGAAAUGUAUGGCAACGGGAACGCCAUUACCGAUGAUCACGUGGCUGUUGGACGACCUGCCCAUUACUGAGCUCAAUGGCCUGCGUUAUGGCGAUUAUGUGACCAGAGAUUCAAAUGUGAUAUCAUUCGUGAAUAUAUCGUCCGUGAGUACAGAGCACGGGGGCCACUGGGCCUGUAUGGCCCGGUCCAUGGGCGCCAGUGUCAGGUACGGCGCCAACAUUAACGUGUUGGGCGCGCCCUACGUGCGGCUCAUACCCAACAUGACCCUGGUCGCUCACCAGACUAUAUAUCUCAAGUGUCCGGUCGGCGGCAAUUACGAUGAAAUCCAAUGGGAAAAAAACGGAGUGCUUUUGCCCGACAAUCACAGACAAACACUUCAUACGAACGGAACACUCAUUGUUCGCGAGCUCUCCCGGGAAACAGAUGGAGGAAGAUAUUCGUGUUUCGCUAAAUACAAGGGCGAUAUAGCCAAACGUGAUUUCUAUAUAACCGUCAGAGAGAAGCCAGUGAUUGAGCCGUUUAUCGUUCCCUCGUUAGUACAUACGGGACAGCGGCUGUCCAUCACAUGCACCGUAAUCAGAGGCGAUCCGCCACUCACUAUCAAAUGGCUAUAUAAUGACCACAUGAUCGGCGAAGAGUCGCUCACCAGCUCUAUGAUCAAAGUCCAUCAUUUGACUGACUAUUCCUCGACAUUGCUCUUCGAAACGUUGACUAAGAAACAGACGGAGAAGCCCCGGUGGAUAAUAGAGCCGACGGAUCACAUAGACCUCGUCGAAGGCAAUAGCGUUUGGGUGGACUUCGCCGCCCGUUUUAGAGCCAAAUUCCGGGCCGAGACGGUCGCCAGGAAUCAGAAGGCGAUUCUCGUCUGCGAGGCCGUCGGCGAGCGGCCCAUCACUAUAGAGUGGAAUAGAGACCGACAGCUCAUCCAUACGGAACACCACUCCAACAGAUACGCUAUAAAGGAGACAGUAAUGAACGAAGGAAUCACAUCGGAGUUAGUCAUCGAAUCGAUUGAUAGAAGCGAUUCAGCGCUCUAUCAGUGCAUUACAUCCAAUGCCUAUGGAAAGGAUGAGACAAGUAUUCAAGUUAUAGUUCAAGAACCUCCCGACACUCCACUCGACGUCAAAGUGGAUGACAUAACCAGUCGCUCGGCGCGGGUGUCGUGGGCGCCCCCAUUCACCGGCAACUCCAGGAUUACAAAGUAUCACAUUUAUCUCAAGGAAAAUCCCACUGAACUGUCGCAACAAAAGCGCAAUAUCACUAUUCCCGGCACAGAAACCGUUUGGACGAUAUCAGAGUUAUUACCGAAUAAUGUGUAUUCACUAAACGUCGCGGCCGUCAAUUCGCUCGGAAUAAGUCAAUCGAGUCUUUCAAUCAAUUUUCAGACCGAAGAGGAAGUUCCCAGCGAUCCUCCGACUCAUAUCAAAGCCCAUUCAAACUCAUCCAAUACAUUGAGAAUCAGUUGGAAGGCGUUUAACUCGAAAGGUGCCGGUCCACCUUCUGAGCCAAUUAAAGACCGACCGAAAACGGUUACACUGAAUCCGAUAGGCGUUACCGCGUUUAGUGUCGACUUGGAGUGGAUUAGGGCACCCAAUGAUGACAACUCUGUAUCUGUAAUGGCCUGUAAUAAAGUCGGGUGCAGUGAUCGGCAUCACAUACAGCUCAAGACGAAGGGAAGUACACCGCAACCGCCCGACAAGGAGUCCUUAUUGGCUACAAUCAACUCGACAUUUGUGAUAAUCAAUUUGUCGGCGUUUAGCGAUAAUGGCUGUCCUCUGCAACACUUUCAGCUCAAGUAUCGCCCCAAAGAGACCACCGUUUGGACGCUUUACUCAAACUUUAUUCAUUCGUCACAAAAGUCGCUACUAAUUGAUGGAUUGUCGUCCAAUUCGUGGUAUUAUAUUCAGAUCACUGCCUACUCCCAGGCCGGCAGCAGUCAGGCUGAGUACAACUUCUUGACGCGUACGACUCACAACUAUAAUCUGAACGCAGACAUCAAUGAAGAGGCGGUGAUACUGAGCGACUACAAGACGUCUGUGCUGUUGGAGUUUGAAGUGAUUUUGCCAUUAACUCUGUCGGGUAUAGUGGUGGUGGCCGUCACACUACUGGUGUGUGUUGUGAUACACAGGCGCCACCCGAACGACACAUUCCACAGCUCCAAUACGAGUCGUAUGAGUAAUGGUAAGCAGAAUAUACUGAACGCCGACAACGAUAACGUGAAUCUGUGUGAUAUGGAUAAGACGGCCACCACCGGCACCGCUAAUCGCAACCAAAUGACUGCCGGUGCCGGUGAGUACCAAAUGUCGCACAACCAGCAGAAGUGUAUAUACUUUCCCACGCCUUACGCCACCACUCAAAUCGAUGAGACACUCGUCGAGUAUGUGGACAAUAGCGGAACCAUUAGGAAAGUGAGCGAUUGUGGUGGUGGUGGCGGCGGACAGUACGCCACUGUCAAGAGGAUGACACCUAAAAUGCAUCCCAAAAGCGAUCUCCAUAUAUACAGUUAUGCGGUGAAUUCGCAACGGAGUGCCGCCAAAGAGGAUUCCGAGGCACUCAUCACAUAUCUGGUUGAGCCCAUGGGUGGUGGCAAUGGUGGCGGACCCAGCUAUGGCGGACCCGCGCCCACACACUGUUGCACUUUCGUCGAUAACAAUCAAACAAAACUUAGUUUUUAAUACGAAAUGAGACAUAAAUAUACCUUAAUUUAAACAAAUCUUGUGAUAACUAAAAAAAAGAUAUUAUAUAUAAAACUUUUUGUUUUGUAAACCUUGUGACCAAUUGUAUGAAUCAAUUUUCUCGAGAAACAGAUUAUUGGUUCCCUCACUGAAUGUAUAGAUAAUGGACUGAACAGACAGUAAUGUUUGUCUUGUAAGGAGACGUAUGGCUAAUAAUUAUCGUCUAUCUUAUGCUCACACGAGUCGAUCCAUUAUCAGUCGGAAUGCAAUGAAAUAAAGCAUUCCUUAUGAGUGAACAUAAGACUGAAUAUAUAUAACCAAAAAAAAGAAGUAAAUGUUUUAUUUUUUGAACAGUCAAUGAGAUAAGACUCUGACAUACAUUAUAUGCCAUUUGAAGGGAAACAUGGGUUUGGGAAUAGACUUUGAAUGUAUAAUGACUUAAAAAGAUAUUAAUAUCGGUAUACUUGUGCCCGAAAUGCAAGGCUAACGACACCAAAGGGGUAACCAUUAUUGACUACCAUUUACUGCAUUUAAUAGUAAUUUACAACCAUUUUUUAUACCCACUUUGAAUCUGUGCCAUUAUUAAUAGCCAGUACAAAUUAUUCCCAUACGAUAGUCUGUACUGUGUAUGUGUAAGCGUAUGUGGUUUAAGUUAACACAAAUUGAAUGAGAAUUUAUUAUAUAAUAAAAAAUAAUUUUUACUGCCAAAAGUAAGUAAGAAAUACACCGUUAAAUAAAUUUUUAUGAUUUGGUGUACAACGCCCUCAACACACACACACACACUCACACAUACCUGUCCCCAUUGGAUAGGUCUUAAGAAUCCUCAAUAUAAGAGUGUGUUAUAUAAUAACUCACGAGUUAAUAGAAUAUAUCAAUAAUUUUUUGGCUGUUUUUCGCUUAAAACCCAUAAUUAUCUGUCCAUAAAAACCCUGUUAUAUAUCACACCUGAGAAUAAGACGGGAAUAUUAUUUACAAUUUAUACGACACUCAAUGAAUGGGUGUAUACUAUCUGUUGGGGUAUCUGUCAGCGAGAGAAGAGAUUUGUAUAAUUAUGUAUAAUUUUUUAUACCAAUAAACUAUUGAAUAUAUAACGCAUGAAAAAAUCAAAUAAAAUUUAAAUAAAAUACAGAUUUACACAGAAAAAAAAGUCAUUAUGAAAAAUUUGUUAAAUAUUUAAUUUUAAUUUUUAUUACAUUUAUUAGUUAAACGCUUUCACGAAACCAAUUGUUUUAUUACGAA
Oppiella nova is the source of this 4239-nucleotide messenger RNA. The record is from the annotation of a GenBank genome assembly. NCBI's taxonomy places the organism in Eukaryota, Metazoa, Arthropoda, Arachnida, Sarcoptiformes, Oppiidae.